Molecule: messenger RNA, 1101 nt
Organism: Durusdinium trenchii
Lineage: Eukaryota; Dinophyceae; Suessiales; Symbiodiniaceae
Source: the annotation of a GenBank genome assembly
AUGAACUUUCCCGUGCCAUGGCGAUGUCUCCUCCCUCAUGAGGCGGUUGACUUUGUCACCUACAACAAUCAUGAGAUCCUCACGGAUUUGUCAAACAAGACUGGUGCCAUGAUUGAUGUCUCUGGUGAUCGCGACACGCCAAAACGACUCAGUGACCGAAUCAUUACCAUCAGCGGACAGGCGAAUCAGAAAGAAGGUGCCUGUUUGGGGAUCGUGGAGAAGCUACGCAAGCUGCAGGAUCUUUUGGACAGCGAAGUGGGCUUCUUUGUCAUCAUCGUUCCCGCAACGGCCAUUCCAGUGAUUGUUGGGAUCAAAGGUGCAACGAUUGCGGAGGUGCUUGCAGGGACGGGAGUUGAGGUCAGCAUUGGUAAGGAAAAUGUGAUGGGGAUGCCGGACACUCCAAUAGGCUUGGAGGGCACGGCUUCCCAGGUUACCACUGCAGUUGCCAACAUCCACAAAGUAAUCCAGGACAUGGCAGACCGUGGAAGGCUCCUUCCUGCAGAUUUCAAGUAUCGUCCAGACAAGGCAGCAGCCCAACUGGCUGCCGGAGCAGGUGCACAUCUGCCGGAGGUGCACUUGCCGCCAGCAGAUCAUGACCUCUUCUAUGGCAUGGACCCCACGCAGAACUUUAGAACAAAGGCCAAGAUUGUCGUUGACACUGGCCUGGCAGGCGGUGCAAAGGAAUCUGCGACGAAUUCCGCCAGGUCUGCUGAUAGUGCCUCAUUUCUACCCAGUUUGCGCUGGACGUGUGGUGAAGCGUCGGGACUUCAUUUCGAGGGUGGUGGAAUGGGGGCCCAGUCGGAUCGUGAUGGAUUAAGCUCCACAAUCUUCCCUUGCGGCUUUCAGUCCAUUCCUUUGGAGAUUGCAGAAAUGUCAGAUGUAUUCUUGUUCAACUGCAAAGAGCUAAUCACAGACUCAGGAGGGGCAGGGCGCUUCCGAGGAGGUUUGGGUGUUAGAUGGGAGCUCAUAGCACGACAGAAGACCCAUGCAGCUGCGAUUCAGGGAAGUGACCCCAGUGGUCCGCUUGGAAGAGAGGGCGGAUGUGCUGGCAGACCUUUCUUCAUGCAAAUCAAGCGGAAACAGGAGACGUGCUUUUGCUAG